Suillus subalutaceus is the source of this 918-nucleotide messenger RNA. RefSeq lists its product as uncharacterized. The coding region runs from base 22 to 918 and encodes 298 amino acids. The record is from RefSeq and is a predicted model, not a curated record. Lineage: Eukaryota; Fungi; Basidiomycota; Agaricomycetes; Boletales; Suillaceae. The transcript has 2 exons.
CACGCCUGUGCCCGCCUCAUCAUGUCUUCAUUGCAGCAAAAUGAUCUUGCCUUUCUCUCCAGCCUUGUGCUGCGCCAUUCUGCUGUUGGACUUGUCACUGACUGUGAAAGCUGUGGCGGCGCUGUACCCAUCACAAUCUGCCGCAGUGACAAGAAUGGUAAUGAAGGCAAGCCCAUGGCUAUGCAUCGCUCCUGCUCGUUCUACCGGUGGUACCCUCAGCUUAUGACGCGUCCUGAUAUCAUGGCUUUAAUCCCUUUGGCAAAAGGAUCACCGACUCUUACAAGUUCAUUGCCAACUGUAUCUACUUCCUUGGGCGAUGUCUUUUCAACCGCAUUUUCCUCCACUCAGCCUUCAACUUCGACUUCUCACCCUCAGUGGAAUGGCAAGAAGCCAAGGAAGUGGGGGGGUCAAUGCGCUGGCCCUUUUUGCCGCAAAGUCAGUGCACUGUGGUGUCCGCAAGGGAUGUGCCUCAGCCAUUGCACGGAAAAUGGAGGAUGUCCGAUUCAUGGUGUAGAGACACAUAAUCAGCGUAUGGAUGUGCAACCGCUAGAUGUCAAUGGAUUUUACCUAGAGGAUGCUGAGGCGGAAACGAGUUAUGGACAUCGCGAGCUUCAACAGGCACUUGAAGCAUCAAUGGCUGCCACCGGUGGACAACCAGCUCCCUUCCCAUCAUUCCAUGACCUCCUUACCGUUCCAAACCCAUCUCAACUACCUCCACCAUCUCCCGCUCGUACACCCCCACCAUCAUCUCACCCUCUGCGACCAAGUGACGAUGCUGCCUUGUCCACAUGGAUGUUCCCAGUUCACAAGCUUUCCAAGGCUGCUCGUGUGACUGAUCAGCUUGACCCAUUGUGGGCUGGCGACCUCAAUGCACGCGCUCAAGAGGAAAUAAUGAACAAGCGUAUCACUGAAUGCUGA